UCUCUCUCUAUAUAUAUAUAUAUGUAUAUAUACGCACAUUUCUCUCUCUAGAAAAAAGUAAUUAAUUAGCCACACAUCCUGGGGGCUAGCUACCUCCGAUUUUCCUCCUCCCAGAGAACAGCGUCUAGUUUCUUCCUAGUUUGAUAAUCCUCUGAAAUUAAAGAAAUUAGUGGUUUGGUUUGGGGGAGAUGGAUAUUACUUACAGACCAUACAUUGAUCCUGAAUUCAGUGUACUAAUCGAUAGGAUUCAUCCACCGAGGGUUUGUAUUGACAAUGAUACCUAUCCAGAUUGCACUCUUGUGAAGGUUGACAGUGCAAAUAAGCACGGGAUGCUGCUGGAAAUGGUCCAAGUUCUUACUGAUCUUGACCUCGUCAUUUCCAAAUCUUACAUCUCCUCCGAUGGUGGUUGGUUAAUGGAUGUCUUCCACGUGACUGACCAGCAAGGUGACAAACUCACUGACGAAACCCUCAUUCAUUACAUUCAAGAGUGCAUUUGCCCAAGUAGGCAAGCUUCAAAAGAUUCCUCUCCACCAAUCACCCACCAACCAAUCUUCCCCUUACACGUGUCCUCCACACAACACGUGGCCCUCGAGAUGACCGGCACUGACAGGCCGGGCCUAAUGUCCGAAAUGUCCGCCGUACUCGCCGAGCUCGGGUGCCACGUCACCUCGGCCGUUGCCUGGACCCACAACGGCCGUGCCGCCUCCAUCAUCUACGUGGAGGACACCGCCGCCGCCAGCAAAUCCGGCGGCUCGGCGGCCAUGGACCCGUGCCGGGUGGCACAGGUCCAGGCCCAGCUGGAGAACGUGGUGGAGGCCCACCACCACAAAGACGAGCGGCGGAGCGUCAGGAUGGCCGCCCCCACCCCCGGCCGGACGCACACGGAGCGGCGGCUCCACCAGCUCAUGGCGGCCGACGGCGACUAUGAGGGGUGCUGCUCGUGCUCCGGCGGGAGUAGCGAGUUGGACGAUUUUUAUGUGCAUGGGGGGUGCCAUAAGGGGCAGAAGAAGGGUUGUGACGGCACGCAUGUGAAAAUCGAGAAUUGUAAGGAAACGGGGUAUUCGGUUAUUACGGUAAGGAGCCGGGAUCGGCUCAAGUUAUUGUUCGACACGGUGUGUACUCUUACGGACCUGCAGUAUGUGGUCCACCACGCGGCAAUCAGCUCUCAGGGAUCUAACGCGUUUCAGGAGUAUUAUGUGAAGCACAAGGAUGGAUACACGAUCGAUUCCGAAAACGAGAAGUGCAGAGUCACCAAGUGUUUGAUUGCUGCAGCAGAACGUAGAGUUUCUCACGGAUUGAGACUGGACAUUUGCACUAGAAACAGAACGGGCCUAUUAUCUGAUGUCACGAGGGUUUUCCGGGAGAACGGGCUUUCGAUAAACCGGGCCGAGAUUGGUAUUCGCGGCGAGAAAGCUACCGGAACAUUCUACUUGAAAGACACAACGGGGAAAAAUGUGGGGCCCGAGACGGUUGAUAUAAUAAGACAUGAAAUCGGCGGGUCCAUUUUCGUGCACAACAAAUCUUCGGGGGUAUCUCCUGAAGCAACACCUUCUACUAGGUCGAGGAGUGGCGGGGGGAGUGGCGGUAGCAAUAAUGGGGGCGGAGCGGAGGAAAGAUCGAGGUUUUCGUUUGGGAAUUUGCUAUGGGCACACCUUGAGCGACUUUCGAGCAAUUUCAAACCUAUAAAAUCGUGAUCGUCUUUUUUCGAGACGGGGAUUCGGUUACUCUGUGAAAUGGUGUAGUUAAUGUUGUUCUUUGAACUAGAUUAGUUGCUCUCUAUGAAAUGUGAAUGAAAUUAUUAUAUUAGCUAAUCCACCAAAAUAAUGGGGGGAGUAUUGUAUUAGAAAAGUAAUGUGUAUGUAUUUUUCUCUACUUUGCUCUUUUCGCCUAAAAAAUCAAAAUUUCAGAAA
Molecule: messenger RNA, 1910 nt
Organism: Erythranthe guttata (spotted monkey flower)
Lineage: Eukaryota; Viridiplantae; Streptophyta; Magnoliopsida; Lamiales; Phrymaceae
Product: ACT domain-containing protein ACR1
Source: RefSeq, a predicted model, not a curated record